AGUGAUGAGGUUUUGACUGUCAUCAAAGCAAAGGCACAGUGGCCUGCCUGGCAACCACUAAACGUGAGAGCAGCUCCCUCUGCUGAAUUUUCUGUGGACAGAACACGCCACCUUAUGUCUUUCCUUACCAUGCUAGGCCCCAGUCCUGACUGGAACGUGGGGCUUUCUGCUGAAGAUUUGUGCACCAAGGACUGUGGAUGGGUCCAGAAGGUCAUUCAGGAUCUGAUCCCGUGGGAUGCUGGGACCGACAGUGGAGUUACCUAUGAGUCAUCCAACAAACCAACAGUACCUCAAGAGAAGAUAAGACCUCUCACAAGUCUAGACCACCCCCAAAGUCCCUUUUAUGACCCUGAAGGAGGUUCCAUUAAGUCAGUAGCCAGAGUUGUCAUUGAAAGGAUUGCACGAAAGGGGGAACAGUGCAAUAUUGUUCCUGAUAACAUCGAUGAUAUAGUUGCAGAUCUUGCAGCAGAAGCUCCAGAAGACGAAGAUGAUACCCCUGAAACUUGCAUCUAUUCGAAUUGGUCCCCCUGGUCAGCCUGUAGCUCUUCCACAUGUGAAAAGGGCAAGAGGAUGAGGCAGAGAAUGCUCAAAGCCCAGCUUGACCUCAGUGUGCCUUGUCCAGAAACUCAGGACUUCCAGCCAUGUAUGGGCCCAGGCUGUAGUGAUGAAGAUGGCUCUACAUGCAUGAUGUCUGAGUGGAUAACAUGGUCCCCUUGUAGUGUAUCUUGUGGCAUGGGAAUGCGAUCAAGAGAGCGAUAUGUGAAGCAGUUCCCGGAGGAUGGCUCCAUGUGCAAAGUGCCUACAGAAGAAACUGAGAAAUGCAUUGUAAAUGAAGAAUGUUCUCCUAGCAGUUGCCUGGUAACCGAGUGGAGUGAGUGGGAUGAAUGCAGUGCCAGCUGUGGGAUGGGAAUGAAGAAGAGGCACAGAAUGAUCAAGAUGACCCCAGCAGAUGGGUCCAUGUGCAAAGCAGAAACCACAGAAGCUGAGAAAUGCAUGAUGCCAGAAUGCCAUACCAUUCCCUGCCUGCUUUCUCCUUGGUCCGAAUGGAGUGACUGCAGUGUCACUUGUGGAAAGGGGAUGAGGACCAGGCAACGGAUGCUAAAAUCUGCUGCUGAGCUUGGAGAUUGCAAUGAAGAGCUGGAACAAGUAGAGAAAUGCAUGCUGCCAGAGUGUCCCAUUGACUGUGAUCUGACAGAAUGGGCCCAGUGGUCAGAAUGCAAUAAGUCUUGUGGGAAAGGUCAUAUGAUCAGGACAAGAAUGAUCAAAAUGGAACCCCAGUUUGGAGGAGCUCCAUGCCCAGAAACUGUGCAGCGUAAAAAAUGCCGAAUAAGAAAAUGCUUGAGAAACCCCAACAUUGAGAAAAGGCGCUGGAAAGAAUCUCGGGAGAAAAGGAGGAGUGAACAAGCAAAAGAAGACGUAGAUGGUGGGCAAUUCCCAGGUUGUAUGAUGAAGCCAUGGACUGCUUGGUCAGAAUGUACCAAACUCUGUGGGGGUGGAAUCCAGGAGAGGUUCAUGACCGUCAAGAAGCGUUUCAAAAGCACUCAAUUCACUAGCUGCAAAGACAAGAAGGAAUUAAGAGCCUGCAAUGUCCAACCCUGUUAGCAAACCGAAGUCUUUUGGAUAAUGCACUCCUGAGCUAAAUGUAAAAAUCAACCUUGGUUUGAUUUUUUUUUUUAAAAGAGAAAAUAUAUAAAUUGUGUAUAUUAGUCUUCAUUUUUGCAGUGUGGUUUGCUUAAUUAGUCUUGCUGGUGCAAGAGAUCUAUUUUAUAAAUACUUCCUUACAAAUAUCUGCUGAGAGUAGCUCCUUAAUGCUCCAGCUAGCCCUUAACGCAUAAAACUAGUGAAGUCGUUGUGAAAUCUUAUAACAUUGAAAUUAUAAACAUAUCUGUGUGGACAAACCAUAAUCAUAGAAAUAGUCCCUGUAAAUACUUGGGAUGCAUGCAAAAAUGAUAUUGCAAACUUAAAUAUUUGGAUCCACUUUCAAAAUAUUCAAAGCAGUGCCUCUGUGUUUCUACAGCUGUGCCAAGGAAUAAUACUACAGGUGCAUAUUGAUCUUUAACCAUCAGCAAUGUAAAAAUGGUAUUUAUAGCAAUCCUCUGACAAUCUUCCUUUUUUUUUCUUCAUGCAAAUGCUUGGACCCCUAUUAAAUAAAGCGCCUUGUGAUUCUUUCCAUUAAGAAAGGAAAGCAAACAUAAGCUGCCCGUACAUGAACAGCAGGGAGGAGCACAUUUUCCAUCUGUAAGCCAUGUGUCAAUUAGCCAGUGGGCUGUAUGGUCCCUCUUCCAUGCUCUCUCACAAAGUCAUAUGCUAGGUGAUAAGGUACAGGUAAAUAGCCUCUCUUAAGAGGUUCUCCUUGCGUGCAACAGAGCUAGGCAAAUACGUUUCAGAAACUUGAGAGGAAACGGUGGACUUGACCAAUGUAAAUGAACAAUAUAAAUACUCAAAAAGAUGUGAGUCCACCCAGCUCUAGAACAGCCGACCUUAUUCUAUCCACUGAGUCGAGGAACAGCUAAAGAGAGUUUUGUUCUGUUUGCUUCAGAACUUGCUUUUGCUUCUUUGUGACACAACAACUUAAUUUUGCUUCUGUUCUCCUUACAUAAAUGUCACGGCAUCUGUCAUCAUUUUGCUUUAUUUUUCUGCUCUGUACCUCAGUGGUCAUAGUGAACAAAGCACAUGCAGAAAAUAGCUGCUUUGUGGGAACAUGGUGUUACACACCCCUACUCACAGAGAGCAAAGGAAAAAGCACAGCUAUUUGAGAAAUGUCAUGACAUUGAAGGAUUAGAUAAAUGCCAGUACCACUGACAGGUUCCUUAGGGACACCUUAGGAAUGAAGAUGAAAGCUGCUAUGUUUGUAUGAUAAAAUAUUAUUACAGGCAUAUAUCUUGAACUUUUAGAUUUCAGCUUCCAUAAUCCCCAGUCAGCAUAGAUGGUUGAAAAGACUGUCAUCUAAAACAUCAGAUUGUCUUUCUGCAGUCUAAACUGUGUGACUUAUCUCACAGAAGAAAAACAAGAUGGCUUGAAUUCAUAAACACUAAAUAGCAGUACAAACUAGAUUCCAAAGCAGAGAAAUUUGACUUAAAAGCAUGAAGUCUGCUCGUCUCAAGCAGGAGUCAGGCCAAUUCAUUUGCAGAAUUAACUAGCUUGGCCUUCCUAGAUAGCAGAAACCCGAAGCAUCUUAGGGACACAAGGGCAGCAUUGGGGGAAGGGUCUUUAGUUUCCAAAGAUUAGCAAUGCUCUUUUCCCCAAAGAUUUAUGUGCAAGUACAAAUGCUUUCAUCUAUCACUUCCACAUGACCACACAAUCUUCCUUUUCAUGACGUUUCUCCAUCUAAAUCUAGAUUAGGAUUUAGAUCUCGAUUUAGAUUUAGCUAAACUAGCUUGCUAAAGAAUGUAUCCUCACCAAAAUCAGGUUAUAAUUAUCAUUCUUUUUCUUUCUGAACAGCCAGUCAUUUUCAGUGCAACUCAUGCAAAAACACUGGAGGUCCAAGGCACAGAGUGAAUAUAGGAGUUCUGUAGAUCCAGGAUGUUGGCAAGGAUAGAACAGAAACAUCUUGAAACAGUGAACACUUUUACAAGUGAAUAUAUGAGAGUAGGUUGCUAUCAGUGCUUGGAUCCCUGGUUUUCAGAUAUUCACGGUUCCAUUGUUUUAUGAUGAUAAAUUAUCCCUCCAUUCAGUCAAAAUGUGCAUGAAAUAUGUACACUCCAGAUGAAUUUAAGUGCAAAAAAAGACAAUUCCUUUUAUGCUGUGAUGUAUUAUAUUGGUGGCUGUCUUCGGAAGAGUGUUGGCUCCACUGAACUAAGUAAGAACGUUGUGCCUGAUUUCAGAGGAAUUCAAAAUUAGUAUUUCACUGGGGGCGAUAUUGAACUGACAGAAUGGUUGCACAGUACAGUUGCCUUUAAUUUCUUUAACAUCUAAUAGUAUUAUGAAUGGUUGGCUGACUUUUCAAAGGAUUGCUAUCAGAAAGUAUGACAAAGCUUGCAGAUGAAUAUAAUUUCCAUCUUAUAUCGGUAGUUGUCCCAGUUCAUACUGAAAAAAAAGAAAAUAUUCUAGUUUGUUUCAAAUGGGUGGGUGUAUUUAAGCUUGUGACUUUUCACAGAAUAAUACAUGAAAAGUAUCAAAAGAAAAUGAAGGAAAAAACAGAAGAGCUCUAAUCCAAUUAAAGUUAUUCCCUUCUCUUAAUUAUGUACUUUAAUUAUGAUUACCUUGUAUCACUGAAUUUAGUAGAAUUUAAUUAUAUCUAAUUUGAACUAUAUUGAAGUCCUUAAGAUUGCUUUCUCCGUAAAGAAACAAACCCAAUAUGAUAUGGAAUGCAUAUGAUUAUUUCCGAAUUGCUACAAACCUUGCAGUAUAAUGUUUGCUCCACAUCAACCAACUAAAAUGUCUGGAAGUUUUUCUACAAUAAUUCAUGUCUAUUGCACACUCUAGAACCAAAACCACAAGUAUCGCUCUAAGAAUUUUAUACACCUCACUGACCAUUUAUUAACAUUGGUAUAUUUUCUUGCUCUUCUUCGUUGUUUUUUUUAAAAAAAUAAUCUGUAGAAACUUUACAAGCAAUGAACAGAAAUGCUGGGGGGCUUAUAUGUACAAUAGGUUUUAAUAAAAGCAACUUGGUUUUUUUAAAAAAAACAAAUUCAGAAAAGACCCUCUUUGAUUUUAGGUUUUCUUGUUGUUUUGGGUUCGCAAUGGAAUUUUUGAGAAAACUGUUAUGGAUAUAUUUCCUACCAAAGUCUUGUGUAGAUGUUUUGUAUGUAGUUGUCUGGCUAACACAUUAUUAUUUUGGAAUAAAGACA
Messenger RNA from Python bivittatus (Burmese python), 4790 nucleotides. NCBI's taxonomy places the organism in Eukaryota, Metazoa, Chordata, Lepidosauria, Squamata, Pythonidae. The record is from RefSeq and is a predicted model, not a curated record.